AAAUAGCGGCUUGCGCAUUGGGUUUGCGUCAGAGUUUGAAAACCUCCGUUUUAGCUUCACACUUUGCGACUCAACUUCCUGUAUUUUCACGCUGGUUCGGAGACAUUGUUACAUUUUGUGCUGUACAACGCAAGGGGGUUAACAUUUACAUCGACCUCCGGAUCGGCAUCAGGUCAACGUAUAAACUAAAGAUGGCAAUGGUGACUAAUCGGCCGUGUUUGUCAGUUCUUGUUUUGCUGCUCGCUUUGAGCAGUUCGGUCACGUCAAGAUAUCUCAGGAUGAAAAGGGAAAUUAGUCUCAACGAAACAUUCACAAAAACCAGUGACAGUACAGCAAACGUAACUGAAGCUCAGGCUAUAAAGGUGACCACCGUGCAACCUUUGGCUUCAUACACAACACCUGCGACUGAGGAAACUGGAAAUAUCUCAAGGAUGAGUGUGGACCAUCAGCAUGCCUCAGAUAUGAACCACACCCAAGAAAACAAAGUGAACGAGACUUCUGAAAACAGUAACCACACCGCAGGAACUGAGAGUACGACAGUCCAUCCGCCAAAAGGUAAUGAGACAACUUUGUACACCCUAGCAACGGUAAGAAAUGCCAGUACUGGAAGCAUUACACAAACAGGAAGUACCGCCCCCACGCUUCCUGCUUCGCCACUGCCUGGUAAGGUAACUGAAAUGCACACAACGGCUUCUGAAGCAAAAACGACCACUAUAAAACAGACUUCAACCGCAGGAAAGGCUCUUCCGUGUCCCACCGCCUCUCUGAAUAGAGAUGGGCUUGUGAGCCGCUGCCUUAUCGCCAUCGCAUCAAUAGCUGCCCUGACAACUAUCUUCAUCAUUAGCACCAUCUGUCUGGCUACGAAGCUCUCGACAUACAGAUACAGAUACAAAUCACGUCUUCUUCAGGAGACCGAGAUGGUUUGUAUUUCUGCUUUGAUGAACGAUACGGAUCACCCUGUCCCGAAGAUGAGACACCCCAAAAGUAAUGGAGCUUUAAUCCCGAACGCUGAGGAUGGAGAUCCUGAUGGAGAUAAUCUCACCCUCAACAGUUUUCUUCCCGAUACAGAGGGCCCACUUUAGAAGUAAUGUUCAUUUCACAAAAAUCACAUUGACAUGUAUCAUGUUUGUCUCGAGAUGCAAGGAGGACAGAAAUGUCAAGUGAACACACUUCCCAAAACAGUGCAGGGAACACAUUUUCAUAUUUAUUGUAAGUGUGGGAAACACGUCCACCGUGUUUUCUACGCCUGUGCCUUUAAAGUUUAUUACAAUAUUUGGAUCGACCCUAUUCACCUUCUUUCUGACUAACACCGUGUCUACACUGGACACGUCCGGCUUGAAAAGACAUUAGAAACGCAUUCGAAACAUUAUAAUUUAAAGUGUUGUCCACACUGGAUGUGACGAGACAGACCCAUUGAGAACAAGCAGGUUGUCAUGUCGCAUCCGGUGUAGACACGGUGUUAUAGGCACUGUGAUAUUUAAAUAAAUGAGGGACUGUCUCAUUGUGCAACCCAUGCAGGCGCAGCUCUAGAAAAGAGCUGUUGCUCAACAAUGCUAUGGUUUCCUGGCGAGUUUCUCAUUAAAUUAGAAAAACAACAAGAAUCAUUGUUUGUGUAAGUGUUGCUAAAAACCAACAUUUUGUUGUGCAGUACUGCGCAAAAAUAACUUGGUUUGUUUAUAUUUUAAUAACUUGAUUUAUAUUGUAUUAUUUCCUGUUUUUAUGCCUAAAAGACUUUAUAGAAUCUUUUAUUGAAUCCUUUCAGCAUUGCAAAACUGUGCUGCUGUCUUAAAAAGUGUAGGCUUUAGUUAAGCUUGGCAGAAUGUAUUGCUAAAUAUAUUGUAGAAUAUGUUCUAUUCCUGUCUGUGGUUAAACUUGUGCUAUAUAAUUUACUUUAAGUAAGUGAUGUUUGAGAUUUUUCACAGCCUUAUACGUUCGGAGUGUAACAUAUUAUCAUUGUGAAUGUACUGUACAUAAAAUCCAUGUAAGCACAUGUAGCCCCAAAAAAUUAUCUUUUUACAGAAGACUUUUCCAUUGUAUGCGUGUUUGAAGUAAAGGAAAUAAAAAUGCCUUGACCAAAGUAAACAAAAUAUGCUCUAAAUUGGGAAAACGUUUGACUAAGAACAGUAUUUUAAAGAAAAGGUCAGUCUUUUACAUUUAGGAUCUGUUUGUUCCAUUUUUAAAAUUGUAUUAGGCAAUUAGAUUUUUAUGGAUUAUGUGUCUUGGUGUCAUUUAUAUGUACAGUCAUACAUUUGU
Molecule: messenger RNA, 2253 nt
Organism: Triplophysa rosa
Lineage: Eukaryota; Metazoa; Chordata; Actinopteri; Cypriniformes; Nemacheilidae
Gene: selplg
Product: selectin P ligand
Exons: 2
Coding region: 192-1082 (296 amino acids)
Biological process (GO): hemopoiesis; leukocyte tethering or rolling
Cellular component (GO): plasma membrane
Source: RefSeq, a predicted model, not a curated record